Molecule: messenger RNA, 480 nt
Organism: Scylla paramamosain (green mud crab)
Lineage: Eukaryota; Metazoa; Arthropoda; Malacostraca; Decapoda; Portunidae
Product: protein amalgam-like
Exons: 5
Coding region: 1-480 (159 amino acids)
Biological process (GO): cell-cell adhesion
Cellular component (GO): cell-cell junction; plasma membrane
Molecular function (GO): cell adhesion molecule binding
Source: RefSeq, a predicted model, not a curated record
AUGUUUCGGGAGUUCGGUGGUCCCUUCCUACGUAUGUCCUCCUUGGGACGUGAUGACGGGGGCGCCUUUCUCUGCGUGGCUUCCAACGGUGUGCCUCCUGCAGUGUCCGCCCGUGCCAAGGUGUCUGUUGAGUUUGCGCCGGAGAUGCUGGGCGGGAUGAGCGUGGUGUGGGCGGAGGAGGGGGAAAAGGCAACACUCAACUGCUCCUUCCGUGCGUGGCCGCCGCCCAAGGUGACGUGGACUCAGGAGGGAACCCAAACUCACACUCUAGGAGGGUCGCUGGAGCAGUGGAAGGCGCAGGGGGUUGGGUCCUCACAGCUCCCCCUCAGCAGCCUCGGAAAGGAAGAUUUUGGCCACUAUCGCUGCACUGUGAGGAACAAGCACGGUUUCAACUCCACCCUCCUCACUCUUGUCGGCUACUUAGAGAAGGUUAUGAUAAGGGAACGUUUAAGGGUGGUAGGAGUUAUAGGGAAGGUUUAA